Molecule: messenger RNA, 2821 nt
Organism: Notolabrus celidotus (New Zealand spotty)
Lineage: Eukaryota; Metazoa; Chordata; Actinopteri; Labriformes; Labridae
Gene: borcs7
Product: BLOC-1 related complex subunit 7
Exons: 5
Coding region: 53-364 (103 amino acids)
Cellular component (GO): BORC complex
Source: RefSeq, a predicted model, not a curated record
GUUGCUGUGUCUUUUGACCCUGCGCAGGAACCGUAGCUAGCCAAAACAGAAGAUGGCUACGGCGGAUUCCCAGCCGCGGUUCGGACAGUCUGUCAAAGGUUUAUUAUCCGAUAAGGUGGGCUCCUGCAGCGGGGAUGUCAUCGCUUUGACCCGCCAGGUGCUGAAGGGAUCCCGCAGCCAAGAGCUUCUCGGUCAAGCAGCCAGAAACAUGGUGAUCCAGGAAGACGCCAUCCUGCACUCUGAGGAUAGUCUGAGGAAGAUGUCCAUCAUCACCACUCAUCUACAGUACCAGCAGGAGGCCAUCCAGAAGAAUGUGGAGCACUCUAAAAACCUGCAGGACCAACUGAGACACCUGCUGAAGUGACACAGCACCAGAGGAGCACCAGAGGAGAACCAGUCUUCUGUUCACCAACACCGUCUCAGCAGGAGUUUGAACAUGCAUAGAGUUUAAAGUUCAGCCUUAGAUAUCCUUUCUUUUUUUUUUUUGAAGUUAUACUUUUGGGGCUUUCACACCUUUAUUUCUAGAGGAGAGGACAGUGGAUAGUGUAGGAAACUGGGAGAAUGACAUGCAGGAAAGAGGCCGCAGGCUGGAUUCGAACCCGGGCCACCUGCUACAUGGGUGUACAACUUAACCAUUAGGAAAAGUCCACACCCAGAUAUCCUUUCUAACACGCUGCUGGCUGGUACAGCGGGAGGAUGUCAUCAUUUACAUGUUUAUGUUUUGUGAAGUGUUGCUCAGUGUCGGCCAUAGACUGUAUAGAUAAUGGACGUAGUAUCUGUGACGUCACCCAUCUCUUUCUGAAGCGUUGAUUGGGGACAAUCGUCAGCGGUGGCCAUAUUGGAAAUGUUGAACUCAUCCUGACUGCUGUCGAACGAUUGUGCGUAAAGAGGCGGGCUUUGAGCCUCUUAGCCAACAGCUACAGUGUUCCCACCUGUCAAUCAAGUCAAGUUUAUACCAGACUGUAAACAUGUUUAUUUCUGCUGUAAAGAUCAGCAUUUUUGAAUGGGUGUGUAUGUGGUUUCCAGUACUUUCGGAGCCAGCCUCAAGUGGAUCUUUGAAGAGCUGCAGUUUUUAACACUCCUGCAUUGGCUUUAAUUCUCGCGGGCGGAGGUUGCUGCUCAAGGCUGAUUUAUAGUUCUGCGUCUCCCCUAAGCAGCAGGGGCUGACGAAGACAUGAGCACCACAUACCUGUGCGUCGAUGUGUCCGUGUUGCUCAGCAAUUCUCCACCAAAACGCUUGAGGGCAGUGCGGUCUCUCUGAUAGUCGGCCGCCUGCUUCCUCUGUUUACUUUUCCACAGAGAUUCAGAGCGUGUUCUGUUAAUCUACAGCUGAUACAUGUUGCUGUUUAUCAUACAGACAUGAUUACAUGAAGAAUAGAGAGGAGGAGAUGGAAUACACGGCCGAUGAGCGGGGAUUCCAGAAGUGCUGUAAAUGCGGGAAACACAAUGCCGCCGAGUUGACCAAUCACAGGGCUUGCAGUCCGCGUCAUUCUACGGGUAGUUACAUUUUUGAAGAGGUGCAUGUCAGCUACAUGUGUAGGCCUCUGUGUAGGUACAGGAGCUACGCGGACACCCGGCGUAGGCUACACCGUCGAUUCGACGCGGAAGUAUAAAUCAGCCUUUACUGUCGGCAUGAUGCCCCAAACUUAAGAGUUGUGUUUGCAAAGCAGCGACCAUGAGAAGUUAUUUAUUGACGGGUUAUAUGUUUUGAGUUCUUGUGUUUCCUCAGUCUAUUUAAAAAUCGUGUCUGCAGCAUCCUGGCUCCUCACAGCACCUCGAUGUGGGACAAAUUCAAACCUUCAUCUGUUCUGAAGCACGCCUUAAAUGCACCUGUAGGGAUUAGAUGUAAUCUCUUGGUCGACACAAAAGCUAUGAUCGUGCAACUGCAGAAUUUUGUCAAUGCAAAAUCCUGCACGCUUUGAAAAAGUGGUUUGAAUGCCAUCGUUUGCGUUUUAAUUUUGAGAGAGAGCCAUGAAUCAGGAAGAUGUUCGGCCCCUCUUGAAUGUUUUGAAUGUUUGAAAGAUGAUGAAUCUGUCAGAGACACAGAGUUCUUGUGGUCCUUGUGGUUCAAGGGUGGAACAUGUCUUGGCAGCACAAAGUGUAAAAACCUUUGUGCACGUGCUGCUGUGGUGAGGCUGUGUGUGUGUGGCAAGAUGCAACCCAAUGGACUGUCUUUGUAACUUUCAUUGAAGUGAUGCAUUCACACUUUCAGUGUCCAUGUUUUGCCUGCAGUGGAGUGAAGCAAAGUGUGUGAGCAUGAAUAAAGACACGUCUUCUACUCCAGGCUCCAGAGUUCUGCUCCUGGAAGUGACCAGGAGAAGAAAACCUGUGGACCAGGGUUCAUUGUUCAUUUCUCCACAGACUUGAGGAAGUUUAAGAGAGAGUCCAUCCCGGGCUGCAUCAUCAGCUCGGUGGUGUGAUAAGGAGAAACAGGACAAAGCUAUCAGCAGCCAGAAGGCCAAACAGCUGCUUGACCCUGACGGCGUCCCUGAGGCCACGCUGCUCAUGCUGCACGUGUUUCACACCGUCAUGCUGGGCUCGCUGCCUCAGGAGGAGCUGACUCAGGGUGUGUUGCAGGACUGGACAGACACACAGGGGACAUACUGACCUUCAUACAGCGAGUCAGCAGAAUGCAGAAACAGAAUCACAAACCAUGAAGAGUAAAUACAAACUGAGGUACAGUCAGAGCGAAGAAUCUCUGAGACGUUUUUACUGAAGUGUUUAUCAUCUACUGUCAGUUUAACCUCUAAGAGUUUUACAAUGAACUGUCAAACUUCACUGGAACAAUUGAGAAUAAAACGUCCUGGUUUUGGGAACAACA